CCCCGCUCCCGGCCCGGAUGUCGGGGGACGUCACAUCCGGCGGAAGGGGCGGGCCAGCGGGCCCCGGAAGUGUGGGCGCGGGCGGUGGUUUAACCCGCGACGGCGGCGGCGGCGGCGGCGGCCGGGGCAGGAGAACCUGCAUAUCACAGUCCGUUUCUGUGGCACGCGGAGAGGACUGCCGUCGCAGAGCGUACUUGGGGCACCCCGAGGUGGUCAAUGCACUAGUAUAACAAGCAGCAAUGCCCUUGAGCCUGUGAUGUUGAAGCUGCAGAGCUGCUGUGUGUGAAGGGAAGAUGGAGACCCUGAAAGACAAGACCUUGGAGGAGCUGGAGGAGAUGCAAAAUGACCCAGAGGCCAUUGACCGGCUGGCCCAGGAGGCCCCCGAGGUCCAGGACCUACAGCUGGAACGGGAGAUGGCACUGGCCACCAACCGGAGCCUGGCGGAGCGGAAUCUGGAGUUCCAGGGUCCCCUGGAGAUCAGCCGCUCAAACCUCUCAGACAAGUACCAGGAGCUCCGCAAGCUCGUGGAGCGGUGCCAGGAGCAGAAGGCCAAGCUGGAGAAAUUUUCUUCUGCACUGCAGCCAGAGACCUUGUUAGACCUUCUGCAGAUCGAAGGCAUGAAGAUUGAAGAGGAGUCUGAGGCCAUGGCUGAGAAGUUCCUGGAGGGAGAGGUGCCCUUGGAGACGUUUCUGGAAAACUUUUCCUCCAUGAGGAUGCUGUCCCAUCUGCGGAGGGUGCGUGUGGAGAAGCUCCAGGAUGUGAUGAGGAGGCCCAGAGCUUCCCAGGAGCCAGCUGGUGAUGCGCCUUCUCCACGCCCACCACCCCCACCUUGCCCGGCUCCCCCGGUGACACCCCCAGUGGCCGAAGAGCCACCCCCACCACCAUCAGUAGUGCCUCCCUACCCUUUGCCCUACAGCCUGUCUCCUGGCCUACCUGUGGGCCCUACAGCCCAGGGUGCGCUCCCACCGGCCCCCUUCCCUGUGGUGUCCCAGCCUUCCUAUUCCUACAGUGGGCCCUUGGGCCCUCCUUACCCAUCAGCCCACCCGGGAGCCCGGGGUGCUGCAGGCUAUUCCUGGUCCCCACAGAGGAGCACACCACCCCGGCCAGGCUAUCCCAUGGCCCCCACUGCUGCCUCUGGCCCCGGGUACCCCUUGGCAGGGACCCGGGCCCCCAGUCCAGGAUAUCCUCAACAGGCCCCCUACCUCUUGACAGGAGGAAAACCUCCCUACCCAACACAGCCUCAGCUCCUGAACUUCCCAGGCCAGCCCCAGGCCUCAGGGCCCCCUCAGCCCCCUUACCCCCCAGGGCCCACCCCUCCCUAUGGCUUUCCACCACCUCAGGGUCCGACCUGGCCGGGGUACUAAACACAGUCCUGGCCCUCAGCCCUCCUCUACUUCCACCUGUACCACAACCUUUGGCCUGCCUCCCACUGAGAUUCGAGGUUAAAUUGGAAGCAGACUGGGGCACUCCUUGUGGACUUGUGUCAGGACACAGGGGCCUUGGGGGGACCUGGUUGGGAGUGUGUGGGCCUGGAAAGGCAACCAGGCAAUGUGCUGGCCAGUCACAGACUUAGCGGCCCCUGCGGGGAAGGAAACACUUCUUUUCAGCCACUGGCUUCAGCUUUUCUGGUGCUCUCCAGGUGGGGGGUUCAGAACCUCUUUGUGGGUGUCCGUGUCAGAGACCAGCUACACGUGUUUGUAGGCGUCUACUUGUGCCUGCACUCACAGACACUGGAACCAGAUGCAGUUAUCUCAGUGACGAGGGGGCUGGUGUCCUGGCCCCUGCUCACCCCCUCCUUCCCUCCUGGGACUUAGGACGUUCAGUCUGAUGCUCAGGGCCAUGGAUGCAACUCUGUGUCUGUCUGGUCCUUUCAAGGUUGGCCUGCCCCACGCACAUGGCUGGAGUUGGAUCAGGGCGAGGGAACAGUUAGGAAAAACACUUAGUAAUUUUUUUUUUUACACUUAGUAAUUUUUAAGUCCCGUAAAGCCAUAACUGAACUCUGAUAGGCCAGUGUCAGAUAAGUGUGUCCUCUGUUGCUGGUUUGAACGAUGGCAGUGGAGCCAGAGCAGCGAGAAAGCUGGGGAUUGUGAAGGUGGACCCAAGACCUUCCUGGCACUGGUUGGAGAAUGUGGGGGUCGCCUUGCCUGGGGAGGAGGGAGCAGCUCUGGCCCAGGAGGUCGUGGUCACCCUGGACUCACUUAGGAAUGGAAGGCCAGUCACCUUCCCAGCCACCCUCUCUUCUCUGGGGCCCAUUGACUUGUGGGGUCCCCUCCCUCCCCAUCCAUCCACUCCUUUAGUGCCUUGAAUCUCAUCGCAGCCGCACCCCCGCCCACUUCAUCUCCUCCCUCUGGCUCCCUAGUCUUAUUGCCCCAACCCCAGCACCCCUCCUCAGACAGACAGCAGGGGGUGCCCAGACAGGGACCUCCCACACGGUGCUUUCUCAGACACCAUUGCUCUGUUGGACGGAGUCCAUUUCUUUGCUUCUCUCGCGUCUUUGGAAUGUAAAGGGCAGAAAUUGUGACUCCGUGCCACAUGUAGCCCCAGCACACUGGGGCUUUUAAGCGUGUUCAGUAAUAAAAGACAAUAGACCAAAGGGAUGUGAUGAAUGAAGCAUUAACUUGGUUGUUCCAGAUGGGAACCAAUCUCCAGGGCAGAUUCUGGAGCUGCUAUCAGCUAUAUGAAGUCAUAUGUGCCUUGAAAUGUCCACUACUUGAGUUCCUAGCAUCUAGUGGGCCUGGGGUGCUGGGGGCCCCCGAGGAAACUCGACCUUCUGGUGCCUGCCCCCUGGCCCUGGCCUGCAUGCCAUCAGUGGGUACUCGCCAUGAGAUGCUCCAUUUACACGUACGCUGUCGGUUCCUUGCCAAUUGUGCUUGCUUCUUGUAAGUUAUUUAUAAAGAGAAAUCACUAAUGGACUCUACUGGUUUGGGAGCUUCUGGAACUGUGUGACAGAUUGCUGGUAUGUUUGUAUAAUUAGUUGCCAUAAUAAACUUCAGUGAGUUACAGAU
Canis lupus familiaris (dog) is the source of this 3005-nucleotide messenger RNA. RefSeq names its product VPS37C subunit of ESCRT-I (gene VPS37C). Gene Ontology annotation, biological process: protein targeting to vacuole; protein targeting to membrane; ubiquitin-dependent protein catabolic process via the multivesicular body sorting pathway. Bases 294 to 1364 code for a protein of 356 amino acids. The transcript has 6 exons. Gene Ontology annotation, cellular component: ESCRT I complex. NCBI's taxonomy places the organism in Eukaryota, Metazoa, Chordata, Mammalia, Carnivora, Canidae. The record is from RefSeq and is a predicted model, not a curated record.